UGUAAGGGUUAGAGCUAGGUCUGUUCAUUCCAGUCCACCAGCUUCUCACUCAAUGCAGAGCGUACUCUGCCAAGCUCCAUUUUAAAGUUAAGAGAACAUCAAAUUCGGAUGAUAUUGUUACAGUUUCCGUACUUAAAAUAAUGGACCGAGCGGCUAAAGAGGUGGAUGAGAAUGAACUUCUGAUCGGAAGCCCUGACGGACCUGAGGAACGCCUCAAGUUCCCAAACCGAUCCCUUGUGUUUGCGGUGUGUGCAGCCGGCAUAGGAGGGACCUUUCAGUACGGCCUCAACGUCUCCGUCAUCAACGGCCCCUCCCAGGCCGUGCAGACCUUCAUCAAUCACACCUGGCUGGAGCGCUACCAAGCGACCACCCCGGGUCACACCCUCACCCUGCUGUGGUCCACCAUCGUGUCCAUCUUCACCCUGGGGGGCCUACUGGGGGGGUGCAUAGGGGGGACCCUGUCAGUCAAGCUGGGCAGGAAAGGCUCUCUGUUGGCCAACAAUGGGUUUGCCAUCGUCGCUGCCCUGCUCAUGGGCCUCAGCUCCCCCACGGGGCUGUUUGAGCUGCUCAUUGUUGGGCGAUUCCUCAGUGGAUUAAACGCAGGGAUCGCUCUGUGCGUCCAGCCGCUCUAUCUGGGGGAGAUCGCCCCGACCGCGCUGCGCGGCUCCAUCUCCAUCGGCACCGUCGUCUUCAUCACCGGGGGGAUCCUGACGGGACAGCUCCUCGGACUCAAAGAGCUGCUGGGCGAUGAAGGCCUCUGGCCCCUCCUCCUCGCCACCACCUGCCUCCCGGCCCUGCUGCAGCUCCUCGCGUUGCCCUUCUGCCCCGAGAGCCCUCGCUACCUGCUGAUGGACCGCGGCGACGAGGAGGCGUGUGAGGAAGCCCUGAAGCGGUUCAACGGUUUGGACCACUUUGAGAAGGAGAGGGAAGAAAUGGAGAGUGAGCGGAUCCUGGCGUUGGGCGUCCAGACGCUGAAACCCUGGGAGCUCUUUGCAGACCGCAGCCUGCGCUGGCAGCUCCUCACCGUCUUCGUCAUCAACUCGGCUCAGCAGCUCAACGGCAUAAACGCUAUUUAUUUCUAUGCAGAUUCUGUGUUCAGGCAGUGUGGUAUCGCUGCCGAUAAGAUUCCAUAUGCGACUGUGGGCACCGGCGCCUGUGAAUGCAUCACUGCCCUGACCUGUGGGCUGCUCAUCGACCGCCUGGGCAGGAGGGUGUUGAUCGUGGGAGGGUACUUCCUGAUGUCCGUCUGCUGCGUUGGGUUCACCCUGUCCCUGACCUACCAGGACGCCAGCCCCGCCCUGCCCUAUGUGAGCAUGGCCUGCAUCUUCGCCUUCAUCCUGAGUUUCGGUUUGGGACCAGGUGGUGUAACCAACAUCCUGAACACGGAGCUCUUCACCCAGACCACGCGCCCAGCUGCGUACAUCAUCAGUGGGGUGGUGAGCUGGCUGAGCUUCUUCACCGUAGGGAUGGUCUUCCCCUUCAUCGUGACCGGGCUGCAGCAGUACUCCUUCCUGGUCUUCCUGGUGGUGUGCAUCGGGGCGGGGGCAUACAUCCUCUUUGUCGUCCCGGAGACCAAGGGUAAGACCUUCCUGGAGAUCCACCAGGAGUUCCAGAUGGGAGAGGAGAAGGAGAAGUCAGGAGGUGAAACCAUCGCCUCGACGCUCUAUGAACACACAGGAGGGGAAACCAUCGCCUCGACCACUCUAUGAACACACAGGAGGGGAAACCAUCGCCUCGACGCUCUAUGAACACACAGGAGCGGAAACCAUCGUGUCAACUUAUAUGGACCACCGUGUUGACCCCUCUAUGAACUCACAGGAGGAGUGAAACCAUCGUGUUGACCCGUCUAUGACCACAGGAGGUGAAAACCAUCGUGUCGACCGCUCUAUGAACCAUUGUGUCGACCCCUCUAUGAACACACAGCUCUGCCCUUGAACAAGUCAACUCAGGUCAUCACGACAGCUGAAGAUAACAAGAGGAUUCUUACUGAAUACUUUUCUACUGGUCAAAGACUGUUUUGGGAAGUCUCUGUAAUGGAAUGCACCAUCUUGCAAUGCUUUAAUUUUUAAUAAAGAUGAUAAUAUUUACA
This is a messenger RNA of Gadus morhua (Atlantic cod), 2089 nucleotides long. It is a transcript of the gene slc2a11b, whose product is annotated as solute carrier family 2 member 11b. Gene Ontology annotation, molecular function: D-glucose transmembrane transporter activity. Gene Ontology annotation, biological process: dehydroascorbic acid transport. The transcript has 12 exons. Gene Ontology annotation, cellular component: plasma membrane. Lineage: Eukaryota; Metazoa; Chordata; Actinopteri; Gadiformes; Gadidae. The record is from RefSeq and is a predicted model, not a curated record. The coding region runs from base 141 to 1709 and encodes 522 amino acids.